GCGGGACCUUCCCUGCGCAUGCGCCAGGAGGAGAGCGGGGCGACGUUUAGGAGGGGAGGGGGGCGAGCCGCGGGGGCCGAGCGGAAGGGCGACACUCGGGCUCGUCGGGAAGCGGCCUUCGCGAACAAUCAUUCUUGGGAUAAUUACCUAUCUGUUCUAUGAUACCUUUGGCGAAUGGGAUGUCACUCCACAGAUCUUCUAUUAUGAGGAAAAGCUGAGCUCCUUCAGAUUAUUCGGGAUGAAAUACUGUGCAGCUUAUAUAUAAAUCCCGGGGCUUCAGUUUUUUCCUGUGACAUAUCUAUACUUCUUGUAUGGACAGACAUGGAAGCUGAAUCAACAAUACCAAUUUGGCAGAACAAACCCUAUGGUUCAUCUCGCAGUUUUGUGAGAAGAAUUGGAACAAGCCUUCCUUUAAAACCAUGUCCCAGAGCUUCCUUCCAGCCACUACCAGACAUUUCUGAUUUCUACUUCAAUGACACCCCGCCUGUUCCCACUCUGGCAGAUGUUGCCUGGAUUGCCUCUGAUGAUGAAGAAACAUAUGCCAGAGUCAGGACAGAUACACGUCCACUCAAGCACAGAUGGAAACCCACUCCGUUCUUUGUUAUUCAGCGGAAUGCUUCGGUCCCAAAUUUGAGGAAGCAAGAAGAAAAAUUGUUGGUUCUGAAGAAACCAUGUUUACCUGCCUUGAGUCGAACCACAGAACUCCAGGAAGAAUUGAGUCACCUGCGGAGUCAGAUCGCUAAAAUUGUUGCUGGAGAUUCAGCUUCCUCUUCCUUAACGCCAGAAUUAUUAUCUCCAGGAAGUUCCAACGUAUCUUCUCCCUUGCCUUGCUUUGGACCCUCAUUCCAGUCUACAACUUCUUUUGUCAUUAGUGACAUCACAGAAGAGGAGGCUGACUUAGAAAGUCCCGAACUUCCAUCGGUUUCCAUGCUUUGUUCUGCAACUUCUGAAUCUUGCAAAGCCGACCCGAAGGAUUCAGAUGACGAGGACACAGUGUCCCUCUCAAAGGCCAGUAGUUUUGCGGAUAUGAUGGGCAUUUUGAAAGACAUUCACAGAAUGAAACAGAACAAAGACUCGAACAGAAGUUUGCUGAAAGAAGAGGAUCCUGCGAUUCUUAUAGCAGAAGUUUUAAGAAGGAAAUUUGCUUUGAAAGAUGAAGAUGUAAAUAUGAAAAAGAACUAGUUACGUUCAUUUCUUAUGUUAGUAUGCUGCUUAAAUUUUUUCUCUACAGUGGCUGCCUUUCUUGAACAUUAAAUAUCCUUUAGGCUUCCUGUGUGCUUUUGUGCAAAAGGAGCACACUGAGAGAAACUGACAUUUUGCUGGUUUUUUUCCACACAGCCAAACGAUAUACAUUUUUUUUAAAGGUAAAACUUUUCCACAUUCUGAACUGAAGCAGUGAAUAUGGAUUCUUUUAAAGUUGGAAUUGCCAGUGGCUGACAGUGAAUAUUUUCAUUUAAAAAAAGAAAUUCAUUUUACAUUCUUGCUGCAGAACUGAAGCCUGUGAAUACUUACUGUUGAGUCCCAAGAUUUUGUUUUGUAAAGAUAGAUUUCUGAAAAGUUCUUAUUUUCUGCAGCCUCCCUCCACAACCAGCAUUCUUCAAACAACUGACAUAUAGUUAACUAAAGAUGGAAUUAGGCAUCUAAGCAUUGAAUUUAAAAUCUGGUUGUUGAUAAUAUACAUAAAGCUGUGUAGCACUACAGAUUUGAAAAUAGACUUGGAGUUCAUGUAUCAACACCUCCUUAAAUACAUGUAUGAAUUGAAGCACACCUGUAUGUGCACUCCAAAGUAUCUUUACCCCUUUGAAUUUAGGCUGCUACCCAGUCUUGUAAUUAAGCUCUGUAAAACUAAAAUUCGUUUGUUGAGACAGAACACAACAUCUGCCUGCCUCACUCUUUGCUUUAAGCUCAGGGGCCAGCAGGUUAAGUUAACACAAAUGGAAAAAUUUUCUAGUGUGGGAGGGCAACAAAAUAACCUGUGAAUUUGAUAAUCUACUUUAGCACUGGUGGGGAUGGUCAACACAAUCCAAGGGUGGUUUGAUCUUUUGUAUUGGCAUUAGAGAAUAAAACCCUAUUGUGAAGAUGGGCUUUGCAAAGUUUUGGUCCAGGCAGAGCAUUUUUUCCUCAUGGGGUUCUGGCACAGUUGCGUUAAUGAUGUUUGCAGUUUUAUCUUCAUGUGCAUCUACAAACAUCUCUUUCUAGUGAAGCAUCUGUGACCCAAGAACCCUCAAAGCGGCUCCUCAGUUACCUUCCUCCCCAAUAUUUUGCACAUCAGCUCCUUGGACUCUGGUGUAGCAUCAGGCCGUGGCAUUUUUAAAGCAGUUGGGAGGUGUUUUCUAGGGCUUGUUUGCAUGUUUAAAAAUAUUAUCACUAAUUAUCUUUCAGAACCUCCUUGCAAUUUGUAGAAGGGCAAAAGCGUGGAAAAGUUUUUACAGUAUAUUUUAAAAGCCUUUUUGAGCACUGGCUGGUCCUUUGUCAGCAGCAAUUGUAGCAUGAUAGUUUGUGAUGCUGCCACUGUUAUCUAGGGGAACCACAAUGGUUUAAAUCAUUAACUUCUACCCUCAGGGAAUUUAUAACACUCUCUUUCCCAUGGCACACUAAACAGGUUUCCACUUUUUACCCAUUCUUUUCUCUUUUCUCACUGUUAAUAUUCUAUUGAGUUAAAGAUACUGUAAAGCCAGAUGUAGACAACCUGGUAUUUUCCAGUCAUUUUGGGCUACAAUUCCCAAAAGCUCUUGCCAUUAGCCUGAGGUUCAGGCUGAUUGGCAUUCAAAUCUCUGGAGAACAUCAGGUUCUCAUUGUCGCAGAACAACUGUGAGUUCUGUUCAUACUCAUUGAUUGGAGUUCUUUGUUCAAUGUCCAAACUGGUGUUCUAGUCUUAAACAUCGCCUAGAGGAGCAGAAGAGAAAUAGGCCCAUGUUGGCAGGCUGGAUCUUGCUGAAGUUGCAUGGGGUCAGGUUCACUAGCUAUGCAACCUGGCAGGUCGUCUGUUUUUUUUUUU
This is a messenger RNA of Pseudonaja textilis, 2998 nucleotides long. RefSeq names its product mitochondrial fission regulator 1 like (gene MTFR1L). Gene Ontology annotation, cellular component: mitochondrion. Gene Ontology annotation, biological process: aerobic respiration; mitochondrial fission. The record is from RefSeq and is a predicted model, not a curated record. NCBI's taxonomy places the organism in Eukaryota, Metazoa, Chordata, Lepidosauria, Squamata, Elapidae.